CUUUUUCAUGAACAUUCCGUUGUCUCAGCCUUCUCUUCUUUCGUGUUAUUUAUUCAUCAUGACCUGGGCCACGACUCUGCUCAUAUAUGGUGGUGGUGGUACUGGUGCUGCUGCUGCUCAGUAUAUCGACCCGAUGAGGCUUCAUAGAAACCUUAGUUCAACACGACUGAGUCGUCCCGAUGAGACGAUGAACCAGAACCUUCGUUAAGCAUGUCCUCCGGAUGAGCAAGCUUACUCUGCCGGUGUGCCUGUUCGUGGUCAUUGGGUUGAUUGUCAAUCAUGACGCCCCCUUGAGCAGUAUUUCCGAUGGAUCGUCGUGCAAAACCGACUUGGGCAGGAGGCGAUCGCGAGGCAAAGAGGGAAUGGUGACGAACCGAAUAGCAGAGACUGGUGACGGCCUAUUCCGCUUCGUUCAUUGUGUUACAGUCUUGAUUACUUCCCUCUGGGUGGUGGCUGAGAGAGGGCUUGGGGGCUCCUGUACCCGAUUAGACGCCCAGGUUGUUUCGGGGACUUUGACCAGAUCGAUGGGGAACAAAUCGCGAGGCGUUCCGCGGAAUAUUCACUCCUCGUGGACGACUACGUUGGGGUUGGGCGUGGGAAGUAAGGAAUGUCCAAUCGCCGAUUCCUCAUCCUCGCAAGGUCUGAUUGGGUCAGAGCUUCAGUAGGCUGUCCACUGGUGAGUCAUGCUUAGCGUCUUUCCCAUCCCCAGAUACUUUUAGAAAUAUUUGUGGAAGUCCCCCACGAUCCAGUGGAUCAUGUAUGCAUCCUAUCCGUACGU
Molecule: messenger RNA, 778 nt
Organism: Kockovaella imperatae
Lineage: Eukaryota; Fungi; Basidiomycota; Tremellomycetes; Tremellales; Cuniculitremaceae
Exons: 1
Coding region: 222-665 (147 amino acids)
Source: RefSeq, a predicted model, not a curated record